Molecule: messenger RNA, 885 nt
Organism: Lodderomyces margitis
Lineage: Eukaryota; Fungi; Ascomycota; Pichiomycetes; Serinales; Debaryomycetaceae
Exons: 1
Coding region: 1-885 (294 amino acids)
Source: RefSeq, a predicted model, not a curated record
AUGUUUAAAAGAAAAGGAAAAAUCAACAAGAAACAGGCAUCCACCUUGAACACUAUUACUAUACCACCCAUUGAACCAAUUUCGUUUAAUGUUGCACCAGAUGAUAUUCCAUUGUUAUACUAUUCCAUGAAAUCAAUUGUCAUUAAAUUAGAACCUUACAUGGAGCAAUCAUUAGGAUAUUCAGGGGUUACCAAGCCAUUCUCUGCAAACAUUUCAUCUGUUGUGGUGGAUACUUCACUGUUGGAUACUAAUAUGUUGAAUAAAAGUGAUGCUUUGGAUUUGAAUAUUGUGUUGACCGGUAACAACAACAAGCGCAAAGAAAGCAUGGACGAAGUGGAUUUAAAUCAGCACAUACCAUUUCAGAAUGCAGGUAGUACACUGGAAAGAACAAAUGAGGGAAUAAUAUGUGACAACGAAUUAGGUCAAGUAGGUAGAGCUGAAGAAGAUAGUGCAAGUGUUGAUGUAUGCUACAAGAACAGUGACAAGAACAGGGACAAGUCUAUGAAAACUAAUAAAGAAUGUGAUGUUAUCAUUAUGGACACAAACACAGCUACCAAUACUGCAUUGUCAGAAUUACUUCACGAGUACGAAUAUGAAUCCAAUGCUUACCGCGAAUAUGACUUAGAUUGUAACUACACCUUAUCCACUUCAACUGUUGAUUGUGAUGAUAACGAUGACGAUACAAUUGCCAAUGAUGCAAAAACAAAGAAUCACGACACCCAUGCUGCUGCUACAAAUAACCCAAUUCAAGAAAGAGACGAUUAUUUGGCAACUAUUCUUGAAGAGUAUUCGCCAUUUUAUAAUUUCCCAUACGAUGAAGAAACAAGUGAAAUUGAAAGAACAUGUUAUAAUCCUUAUAAGAUGGUAUUUUCAGGUCAAUUUUGA